AUGUUUACUAUAAUGCCGCUAAUAUUAUAUAAGUCGGUAUUUUUAUUAAUAUUAUUCUUAUCACAUAUAUUAUGUCAAUUAAAUAUUAUACAAGAUUUUCCACAAAAUGUUUCUGCAUUAAUUGGAUCAGAUGUUACAUUAAAAUGUUCUGCUAUUCCUGAUCCUACAGCACAACUUACACAAAUACAAUGGAAAGAUAGCUCAAAUUUUUUACUUGGUACACAAACACCAGGAACACUUCCUGGUCAUGAUGGUCGUUAUUCUUAUAUACGUAACUCAAAAGAUGAACUUAAUCUUAAUAUUAAAAAUGUAAAAUUAUCAGAUGAUGGUUUAUUUGAAUGCCAAUUAGUUCGUUCUGGUCGUAAACCCCAAAAGACACCAGCUUAUUUAGAAGUUUUAGUUCCACCAACUCAUGUUUAUUUUGUAAAUUAUGCUUCUGGAACAACAUUAGAUAUCCGAGAGGGUACUAAUUUAAAUAUUACUUGUGCAUCAUCAUUAUCUAAACCCAUAACUGAUAUUAAAUGGUAUGUUAAUGGGCAAUCAUUUGAGAGUGAUGAUGUACAAAUAUGGAAUGAAAAAUAUAGUAAUAAAACUAUAUCAUCAUUUUCAUCAAUUGUAUGGAGACCAACAAGAGAAGAUGCUUAUAAACUUGUAACGUGUGAAGGAAAUUAUUUUAAAACAAAUAUAAAAAAACGGGUUAAUGUUACAAUAAAUGUAUUAUAUCCACCAGAAAAACCAAAUAUUAUAUUUAGAAGUAAUAGUGGUAAUAAAGAAAAAAUUCGUGCUGGUGAUAAAGUUAGUUUAUUAUGUAUUGUUAAAGGUGGUAAUCCUAAACCAAUUGUAUCAUGGUAUUCUAAUGGUAUUAAAAUUGAAAGUGAAUAUGAGUAUAAUGAAAGUACUAAAGAAACACAAUCUGUAUAUUCUUUUACAGCAGAAGCUGUUGAUAAUAAUGCUAUAUAUGAAUGUCGUGGAAGUAAUGGUAUUGGAAUUGAAUAUUCUUCACAAAAAAUAGAAUUAUCUGUUAUGUAUAAGCCAUUAAAAGUAGAGUUACUUGGUAAACCUACUAUUAAACCAGGAGAACAAUUACCUCUUCAAUGUAUUUCUCGUAAAUCUAAUCCACCUGCUGUUAUAACAUGGUAUGUUAAUGGAAAAGAGGUAAAAUCAGAUAAUUCUAUAAGUGGAAAUUUAGUUGGUAAUACUCAAGAAACAAUAUCAAAUAUUUCACUUAAAUAUGAUGAUAUAUAUAAUAGUAAUGGUGAAGUUAUUGUAAAAUGUUUUGCCAAAAAUAUUAUGGGUUCAUUAGAAGAACAACAAUUAAUUAGAAUUUUAUCACCACCAAGUAAACCAGAAAUAUUUGGUAUUAAUGAAAAUCAUUAUAAUGAAGGUGAACAUCUUAAUCUUACUUGUGAAUCAAGAGGAGGUACUCCAUUAGCUUCAUUAUCAUGGUUUAGAGGCAUUGAAAAGCUUAAUGGUUCACAAACAUUAAUUGCUGGUGAUAUAUCACAAAGUUUUAUUUCAUUAAAAAUUGAUCGUACAAUGAAUAGGCGACCUAUUAGAUGUGAGGCAGAAAAUGAAGCAUUAUCUAUACCAUAUGAGGUAUCAAAAACACUACAUGUUGUUUAUCCUCCACGUUAUUUAAAUAUAAGAGUGGCUGAUCCGACAAAAAAUUAUGUAAGAGCAGGUGAAGCAUCAUACUUAAUUUGUACAUCAAUCCUUUCAAAUCCUGCACCACAUAUAACAUGGGAAAUUAAUUUACCAAAAGAUGUUCAACCAAAAGUAAUGCAUGGUGAAUAUUUAAAACGUAAUGAAUCAGAUUAUGGUGAUUGGUUUAUUGAAAAUAGAUUAACAUUUACACCUACAGAAGAAAUGAAUGGUUUAUCUGUUCAAUGUAUUGCAAGUCAUUCUAAUUGGAAAGAACCAAUUGUUGCAAAAUAUAUAUUAAAUGUUUAUUAUAAACCAAAAAUUAAUUAUUAUCAAGAUAAAAUUAGUCUUCAAAUAAGAGAGGGAGAAGAUUUUCGUGAAAAUAUAACUAUAAAUUCUAAUCCUCCUGUAUCAUCAUGGUUAUGGAAAAAAGGUGGUGUUCCAUUUGCUGGUAGAAUUGGUGGUAUAUAUGCUCAUGGUAAUACAAUAUCAGGUCAAAGAAUUUCUAAAAAAGAUUCUGGUGUUUAUACACUUGUUGCAUCAAAUAUUAUUGGUAAUGCAAAUACUACUGUAAUAUUAACUGUUCAAUAUCCUGCACGUAUUGGUCAUUUAACAUCACCUAUUUUUGCAAAUGAAGGUGAAAGUGUUGUAUUUGAAUGUGAAGGAGAAGGUGAACCUAGAACAGAUGAAAUGAUUAAAUGGUAUCGUAAUGGAAAAGUUGUUAGUUCUAUGAUGCGUGAACAAAAAAGAGCUGUAUUAAGACUUAAUGCAUCAGAAAGUAGUGAUGGAAAAUAUACAUGUGUUGCUGAUAAUGGUAUUGGUAAACCACAUAGUCAAGAUGCAUAUUUAUUAGUAAAACGUUCUCCUGUUACAUUUAAAGAUAAUAUAUCAAGAAGAGCUGCAGCAGAUAUUGGUACAACAGCUUCAAUAAAAUGUAAAGCAACUGCUGUACCAUUUGCAUAUUUUAAAUGGAUUAUUGAAGAAAAUAAAAGACCUAUUAAUGAUAAUUCAACAAAAUAUUCAUUUUAUGAUCGUCAAUUAGAUUAUACAACAUUUGAAUCAAAUUUAUAUAUUCAAAAUGUUGAUGAAAGUGAUUAUAAAAAAAAAAUUAUAUGUAUUGUGGCUAAUCAAAUGGGUGAAGAUAAAGUAGAUAUAUCAUUAGGUCCACUUACAUUUCCUGAUAUACCAAGUGAUAUUAAUUUGAUUGAUGUUACAAAUGAUACAUUAAGUAUUGGUUGGACACCUGGAUUUAAUGGUGGAUCGCAACAACAUUUUGAAAUAAGAUAUCAAAGUAUUUCAACAAAAGAAUCAUAUACACUUAAUACAUCAUCAACAAAUAUUAAUCUUACAAAUCUUCAACCAUUACAAGGUUAUCAAUUUCAAGUUAGAUCACAUAAUAAACAUGGUGGUGUAUCAGAUUAUUCAUUACCUAAAAUAUUUCAUACAAUAUCAUAUGAUAGAUCAAUAAAUGAAAUUAAACCUUAUACAUUUUCAAUAGCUGAAGUACCAAAAUGGAUAAUAAUUACAAUUAUUUUUGCUGUUAUAUUUUGUCUAUUUAUAAAUUUAAUUUUAAUAUGUCGUCAUAAAAGAAAUGAUGCUAAAAAGAAAAUUGAAGAAAAAACUAAAAUGAUGCGUAAUUUACAAAAUUCUGAUGGAGGAAUAAUUAAUGGAAUGCAAAAAUAUGGAACUAUGACUCCAUGUACAAUACGAAAACCACUAGGAAAUUUAGGAUAUCCUAAUUCACAAGAAAUAUUACAGGAUAUGGGUAGUGAAGAUGAAACAUCUGUAAGAACAAUGAUAGAAAAUCCUCAACAUAAUGGUAAUUAUGUACAUAUUAGUCAACCAAAUUAUAUGGAUGAUCAUGUCAUGGUUCAAUAUGACAUUGAUUCAAAUGUAUAUGCUGAUAUGAUGAGAAGAAAUUCUCCAACUAUUUUAUCACAUGUACCACAAUCACAAUAUGAUGUUGACUUUGAUGCUUCAAUUCCGCGAUUAAUGACACCAUCAUAUGUUCCGCUUAGUAUAUAUAAUAAUAAUGGUGAUAUAUCAAAUUUAGUUAAUAAUCAAAUGGCUACAGAAAGUUAUCGUGAUAUUAAAAAAGCUUUUGAAUCACCUGGUCAAGUAAGAAGAACUUAUCAACAACAUUCUACACUACCUCAUGAUGUAAAUACGUAUCGUUCUCAAGGAGGCAUACAAAAUGAUGAAUAUCAAUCAUAUCAAUACAAUAGCGGAACUUUAAAUAAUAAUAGACGUUAUAUACCAAGAUCUCCACAAGUUUUAAGUACAUUUGGUCAACCAUCAACGACAACAACUCUUGUUAUGGGAAAUGAUUAUUUAGUAUCAGAUGGUGAUCUUGUUUAG
Molecule: messenger RNA, 3999 nt
Organism: Strongyloides ratti
Lineage: Eukaryota; Metazoa; Nematoda; Chromadorea; Rhabditida; Strongyloididae
Product: Nephrin
Exons: 3
Coding region: 1-3999 (1332 amino acids)
Biological process (GO): cell-cell adhesion
Cellular component (GO): cell-cell junction
Molecular function (GO): cell adhesion molecule binding
Source: RefSeq, a predicted model, not a curated record